Messenger RNA from Neodiprion virginianus, 2615 nucleotides. Its product is annotated as calpain-A-like. Gene Ontology annotation, molecular function: calcium ion binding; calcium-dependent cysteine-type endopeptidase activity. Gene Ontology annotation, biological process: proteolysis. The coding region runs from base 16 to 2265 and encodes 749 amino acids. Gene Ontology annotation, cellular component: cytoplasm. The transcript is spliced from 13 exons. The record is from RefSeq and is a predicted model, not a curated record. Lineage: Eukaryota; Metazoa; Arthropoda; Insecta; Hymenoptera; Diprionidae.
AGUUACGGGUGGAACAUGGAAGUGGUCAGUGAGCCAGAGUUUGUUCGUCAGGUCGCUAAAAAAGUGGAUCUCGGAGAAAGAGGCUCGGGUACCAGAGCACGAGGAACAGUUCAAGAUUUUAACAAGCUGAGGCAGGAAUGUUUAUCCAAUGGAAAACUGUUCGAAGACCCUGAGUUCCCGGCACAAGAUGAUUCCAUAUAUUUUUCGAAAAAACCCGACCGCCACAUCGAAUGGAAACGUCCAAAGAAAAUUGCAGACGAUCCACAACUAUUCGUUGAGGGGUUUUCACGGUUUGACGUACAACAGGGCGAGCUUGGUGAUUGCUGGCUCAUCGCAGCUGUUGCCAAUCUUACACUACAUCCAAACUUAUUCUUUCAAAUUGUACCCAAAGAUCAAAGCUUCGAAGACAACUAUGCAGGGAUAUUCCAUUUCAGAUUUUGGCAGUACGGAAGAUGGGUGGAUGUAGUCAUAGAUGAUCGCCUGCCGACUAGUCAAGGGAAAUUGAUGUUUUUACAUUCAGCUGAAAAUAACGAGUUUUGGAGUGCACUGCUUGAGAAGGCCUACGCGAAGCUUCACGGUUCAUAUGAGGCUUUAAGCGGAGGAUUGACAAGUGAAGCUAUGGAAGACUUUACCGGAGGAGUAACAGAGCAGUUCGGAAUGAAUGAAACACCGCCAAACUUGUUCAAUAUUCUACUCAAAGCUUAUGAAAGAAACUCAUUAAUGGGUUGUUCACUGGAGCCGGAUCCAAACGUAUCAGAAGCUAAAACGCCAGAAGGUUUAAUCAGAGGACAUGUCUAUAGUAUUACACGAGUCAAGUAUGUUGAUAACAUGACGCCAAAUCAAGUAGGAAAAACUCCUUUAUUGAGAUUGAGGAACCCAUGGGGUAACGAGGUUGAAUGGAAGGGACCUUGGAGUGAUCAAUCACCUGAAUGGAGGUCUAUUCCUGAUCAUGAGAAAGAGGAACUAGGAUUAAGGUUUGAUGCAGAUGGUGAAUUUUGGAUGUCUUUACAAGAUGUCAAGCAUCACUUCACACAAAUUGAGAUUUGUAACUUGAAUCCGGACUCUUCAACAGACAGUGAUCUCAGCGCUGGUAAAAAAAAAUGGGAAAUGAGCAUAUUUGAAGGGGAAUGGGUACGCGGAGUAACAGCUGGUGGAUGCCCUAACUUUUUAGAAACCUUUUGGCACAACCCCCAGUACCGUAUAACAUUAGAAUACCCGGAUGAAGAUGAUGACAAAUGCACGGUUAUCGUAGCAUUGAUGCAGAAAAAUCGUAGGGCACAAAAACAGAUGGGUGCUGAACAUCUGACAAUUGGCUUUGCCGUGUAUCGUCUGGAAGAUCCCGACAGAUUACCAAAGCCGUUAGAUGUUAAUUUCUUCAAGUACAACGCCUCGGUAGCUCGAUCUCCGUCAUUCAUUAACCUUCGUGAAGUUAGCUGCCGAUUCAAGUUGCCGCCUGGUGUUUACUGCAUUGUUCCCAGUACUUUUUUUCCGCAUGAAGAAGGCGAAUUCUUAUUGAGAGUAUUUUCUGAAAAUCAGAACAACAUGGAGGAAAAUGAUGAACAAAUCGGUAUCGGCGAAGUCGAUUAUAGGGUAAGAGAUCAGCCUGAGCCUGAUAGAAACGAGGAAAAAGUACGAGAGUUCUUCAGAAAACUUGCCGGUGAUGAUAUGGAAGUCGAUUGGAUGGAACUGAAAGAAAUCUUGGACUUCGCUAUGCGCAAAGAAUUGAAAAACGAAGGUUUCAGUAAAGAUAUAUGCCGUAGUAUGGUUGCCAUGCUGGAUACAGAUCGUUCCGGUAAACUAGGAUUUGAAGAGUUCGAAUCACUUUUGAAUGACAUUAGAAAUUGGAGGGCUGUAUUCAGAUUAUACGAUAGAGAUGGUUCUGAAUACUUGAGCGCGUUCGAGCUUAGACAAGCUUUGAAUAGCGCCGGCUAUCGCAUGAAUAAUCAUAUUUUGAACGUACUUGUACAUCGUUACGGAACGAAGGAUGGAAUGAUCGCAUUCGACGACUACAUCAUGUGCGCUGUACGUCUAAAGACGAUGAUUGAUGGUGCGAAGUGUGAAAAAAACACCAACUCCUUGGAUGAUUAUUUGUACUCUGAUCACCUUACCUGUACGUUUUUCCGGAUCUUACACGACCAGCCCGCCCAGCUCGUUGAUUUGCAGAUGCUUUGGAUACUGGUGCUACAAUUAGGCUGUCAGUGUGUGUUUCCACCUCAAACCAACGGAUUUUUACAAACCCGCUGUCAAUUACUAGAGGCAGAGUGAAAUGAUUCGGAUCAAAAAAAUUAAUAAACAAGUAGUCAAUUUGGUAACUUUGAUGUCCAGCCUACGAACUUCCCGCUCAGAUGCGUGUCGAGCUCAAAAAAUAAUAAUGAUUAAAACUUUUCCCAAUGCCUGUUUGGAACGUUCGAUUUUCGAAGCCUUUUGAGCGUGCGUAAAUUGCUCUAUCUUCAAACAGCGCGUUGAAAUAAAGUUGACGCAUGCGCGCAAUUGAAAUGCUAUAUUUUACAUGCUAGCGCGUGAGAUCUAGAGAAAACGUAACUUUUCAUUCGCGGGGUGUUCAUAAUAACGUCUCUUGUUCUCUUAUUGCUUGAAAAACAAAGGAGCGGGAAGUU